Messenger RNA from Cylicostephanus goldi, 429 nucleotides. NCBI's taxonomy places the organism in Eukaryota, Metazoa, Nematoda, Chromadorea, Rhabditida, Strongylidae. The record is from the annotation of a GenBank genome assembly.
AUGUAUUAUGCGAAUGGUAAAUUUCCAGAUUUAGGCUUCUACAGUCUAGGAGACAGGCACUUCAUCUCUCACAUCGUCGACAAUCGGCCAGCGGCUGGCAAACACCGAGUUGCGACGAAUACGGAAGCAAAUCGAGCUGUGCGACGCACACGGUUGGACGGAGUUAUACAGCAACAGCAGGCCGAGCUGCUCUCGGUCCCGUCGUCACAUGAAUGCACUAAUGCUUACUGUACGGUAGACAUCGCUCGCGCAUCGCAGCUAAUUGGUCCCGACAUGGCAUCAACGACCGAUAUAGUAGAGUCAGCAGCUUGCACUUCACGAUUCCGCCGUCGACGACGGGCAGAUUCGGGGACGCUGGGCGACACCGAGCAGGCGGAUGCUGCUCGACGGGGAACCGGGAACGUCGGGGGUACCUCAGAUCAGGCGUGG